Hevea brasiliensis (rubber tree) is the source of this 1236-nucleotide messenger RNA. RefSeq lists its product as uncharacterized. NCBI's taxonomy places the organism in Eukaryota, Viridiplantae, Streptophyta, Magnoliopsida, Malpighiales, Euphorbiaceae. Gene Ontology annotation, molecular function: RNA binding; sequence-specific DNA binding; RNA endonuclease activity. Bases 66 to 917 code for a protein of 283 amino acids. Gene Ontology annotation, cellular component: cytoplasm; nucleus. The transcript is spliced from 8 exons. The record is from RefSeq and is a predicted model, not a curated record.
UGUAUCCGAUGCUAUGAAUAGAAGGGAGGGUUUACAAGGUGUCAAUUUGUGGGCGAGACAGGUAGAUGUUGUACUGCGCUCGCUCACUCCACAGGAUCUUUCUCAUGGCUCCCAAGCCCAAACCCCACCGUCUCCAUCCAGGGACUGCAUUACAGAGCUCGGCGAAGAGAGUAAGAACAAUGAGCACAGAGUCUUCCUUCAAGGAUGCCUUUGGAAAAUACGCAGAAUAUCUCAAUGACCUUAAUGACAAACGGGAAAGAGUAGUUAAAGCUAGUCGUGAUGUCACCAUGAACAGCAAAAAGGUCAUAUUUCAAGUUCACAGAAUCAGUAAAUAUAACAAAGAAGAAGUUCUUGAGAAGGCAGAAAAGGAUUUAGCAGCUGUGACAGAUCAGUAUAUGUCCCGAUUAGUCAAAGAACUGCAAGGCACUGAUUUUUGGAAGCUAAGACGAGCUUACUCUCCUGGGGUGCAAGAAUACGUUGAAGCUGCAACAUUCUGUAAAUUCUGCCAAACAGGGACUCUUUUGAACCUGGAUGAGAUCAAUGCUAGUCUAUUGCCACUUAGUGAUCCAUCUCUUGAGCCUUUGCAGUUAAAAAUCCUUGACUAUCUUUUGGGGCUUGCAGAUUUAACAGGAGAGCUGAUGCGGCUAGCAAUUGGUCGAAUUUCAGAUGGUGAGCCUGAAUUUGCUGAGAGGAUAUGUAAGUUUGUACGUGAAAUCUACAGGGAGUUGAGUCUCAUUGUCCCACAUAUGGAUGAUAGUUCUGACAUGAAAACAAAGAUGGAUACAAUGCUUCAAAGCAUGCUGAAAAUAGAGAAUGCUUGCUUUAGUGUCCAUGUGAGAGGAUCAGAAUACAUGCCACUGCUUGGAUCUAGCGAGCCGAGUUCCUUUUUGUUGGGGGUGUCUGACAUUGAAUUAUGAAGUGAUUUCAUCUCUAAUUGUCAGGGAGUUGUCCUUGUCUGGAGGCAUUUAGAAGAGACAGAUUUUCUUGGUGAUAAACAGAAAUAGUUUUGGAAAACUUAGAAGUGAGCCCUUUGCCAAUGCAAACUCCUCUUUAGAAAAGUCACUUGCUUUGUUCAUUUUUGGAAAUAUUUUGUAAAAUCUGUUGAUGCUUACCUUCAGAAAAUAGAAUUUGCUCCUUAAAAGCUUUUCUCCAGUCUUUCAUAAGCUGUAGAAAUUGUGCAUUUGUGCUACUAUCCUUUCAGUUUCAAGGAAUGAAAGCCUUCCAUAGAGUUGUCAA